Molecule: messenger RNA, 1316 nt
Organism: Sinocyclocheilus rhinocerous
Lineage: Eukaryota; Metazoa; Chordata; Actinopteri; Cypriniformes; Cyprinidae
Exons: 7
Coding region: 90-851 (253 amino acids)
Source: RefSeq, a predicted model, not a curated record
UGACCUACACAUGCUCCAGUGCUCUCACACCGCCGUCCUCUCCGUCUGCUCCUCCUCGGGUCUCCUGCUCACCUUCAUGCAGGUGAGCGAUGGACGAAAGCACCUUUGAGACAUUUGAGGAAGAGCUUGGUAAACCACUGCAAGAGGUUCCUCCUCAGAAACCUGUCAGACAAACACGAACAGAAGGCAGAGCAGAGAUGUAUGCUCAGAGGAGGGUGCGAGAGGAAGCUCCAAUCGUCCAGCAGGUCCCGAAGAUGACUCCACGGGAACAUCCGGUCUCCAGCGCCACAGCGUCGUUACGCAAAGCGCUCUCCAUCCAGAAUCUGACGCAGAUCGAGACGCCGUGGGAAGGUGUGACGCUGAACAGGUGUCUGAUCGCAGCCAUAACCAUCCUUCUGCUGAGCUCCGUUUUACAGAGAAUACACGAAGCCGUCAGAGGCCGCAAAGACGUCAGUGAAGAGCUCAUGGCACUAAACGAGAGACAUACUCUGAUUAAAAGAGGGAAAAUAACACCACAUGAGCCAGACACUUCCUUAUGGGAAACAUUUUUCUGGUGGAUUGAUGAUGAUGAUGACGAAGGCAAAUCUAAGAGAGCGACUCGCGGGAGAGUUUCCAGGGGCCUCAGGCACCGGGCCCUUCCGGACCCCAGGCUCCUGAAGAAAAGAGAGACAAAAUUCACCGAGCGCAGAAGACACGAAGUAGAUGAGACUAAAGAGAAACUGACAAAAGAGAAAGAGAUGAAAGUCAAGAAGAAGGUUGAAGAAGAGGAGGAGGACAUAGAGAAGAUGAAGAAACCGAAGAAACCAGCGAAAGAGAGCAAGCGAAAACCUAUGAAGAAAGAGAAUCAGUGACGUACCAACGCAUAAAGAAAAUAGGGCUGAUGGCAUAUGUGCUUAAAUUAUCAUGAAAAUAAUGCUAAAUAAUCUUAAUGGUCCUAAAAUUAUUACAUGUUUUCUUUUGAUUACAGGCUGAAAUAUUUAUACACUCUCAGAUCUUGAUGCACUUCUCGAGUCAUUUGAUGAUCAUGUGUAUAAUUUGGUGCUUUUUUGCUUUGUAAAGUCCGUAUUUUUCAGAGACUUGAUAGUAACUUUACUGAAACCAUAAACCCCUCGAGACUUUUUUUUAUGACUGCAAGUAAAACUCACAAACAUUAUAUUCUAAUAGAGGACAUUAAGUUUCAGAUGCCACUGAAAUCGCUGGUUACUGUCAGGUGAGAAUGAGAUCAAGAGGUUGCAUUAACAAGAAUUGGUUUAUAUCAAUGCAAGUUUAUUUUAAACAUGUUUAAAACAAUAGUUAAGCGACAUUAUAAAGUAAUG